This is a messenger RNA of Hibiscus syriacus, 934 nucleotides long. Its product is annotated as poly [ADP-ribose] polymerase tankyrase-2-like. The coding region runs from base 55 to 675 and encodes 206 amino acids. The record is from RefSeq and is a predicted model, not a curated record. Gene Ontology annotation, molecular function: protein binding. Gene Ontology annotation, biological process: protein ubiquitination; positive regulation of protein catabolic process. The transcript has 6 exons. NCBI's taxonomy places the organism in Eukaryota, Viridiplantae, Streptophyta, Magnoliopsida, Malvales, Malvaceae.
UUGAUUCGCUGUACAAACCAGAAACAGAGAAAUCGAAAGAAAGGGAAGAAGACAAUGGCGGUUCCAGGAAGACACAUGUUUGAAGAAGAUGAAGACGAUGACAACGCUCUUUUUGAAGAAAACGGUCUCGAGAUUGACCUUGAAGCCGAUACCCCGCCGCACCUCCGCGACCUUGUCGCCGCUGUCCAGCUCGGCGACCUCAACGCUCUUCGCCUCGCCCUAGACAACUUGAAUGGCAACAUCGAUGAACCUGCAGAAGAUGGUGAUACAGCUCUCCAUCUUGCCUGUCUUUACGGUUAUCUGCCUUGUGUUCAAAUACUUUUGGAAAGGGGGGCUAAUUUGGAGGCCAAAGAUGAAGAUGGAGCAGUUCCUUUGCAUGAUGCUUGUGCCGGGGGAUUUGUCGAGAUAGUGCAACUUCUACUUGACAGAGCCACUGACAGUGGAUGUCUGAAAAGAAUACUAGAUUCAGUUGAUGCCGAAGGUGAUACUCCUCUUCAUCAUGCAGCAAGAGGUGAGCAUGCAGAAGUGAUACGAUUGUUACUGGCGAAAGGAGCUUCUCCCACAAAGACAAACACUUAUGGAAAGAUCCCACAGGAGCUAGCUGACCCCGAAACAGAGGCUUGGAGAGUUUUUGAAGCCGCCACUAGUGCCCAAACCUCACAGGGAAGCUGUUAGGUACACCUGAUGUUCCUUGAAAUUUGCCUAGGCUGUGUGUUGUGGCUACAGUUUUGUUGCCACUGUGCCGUGAGCAGUUGAGAGUGAAAGUUUUCAAGGCUAGAAUGAAAUACCUAUUUUUCAUCAAAUUCGACAUUAGUAUCUUAGCUGAAAAGGGGAGCUUGUAUAAGUUUAUAGCCUUGCAAUGCUACCCUAUUAAUUGCAAAGCAACAAACCUCCUUUACGUUUAUAAUAAACAAUUUAGUGCUUUUACAUUUAA